UAUAUGCUCCAAACCAACCAAGCUGAACCAAACCUUCUCUCUGUUAUAUUCGUAAAUACAUAUAUUAAAGCAAAUUUUGUGAAAAAAAGAGAAAAAGUUGUUAUUUUAGAUAAGGAAAAAUAUACAUUAUGUCAGAAAUAUUCGAAGAAGGUCAAUUUAGUGACGCUGAAGAAAGUAAAUAUGUGAUAAAUACAUUACAAAGAAAAGUUUUACAAUCAACUGAGCAAGUAAGGAAAAAAAUAGAAAAUAUGCAUAUUACAAAAGAGGAUAUUGAUAGUGAAAACAGCGACGAUUAUUAUUAUAAUGGUGAUGAUUUGAAUGAAGACAAUAUAUUACAAAAUAUUAUAAAGAAAACAUUGCAGAGGCCCAACAUCCAAAAUAUAUCGACUAAAGUAACAAAUUAUCAACCAAAGCAUAAAUUGUUAACUCGAUAUGAAAGUAAGAUUAAUUUAGAAAAAUAUGGAGGUCCAUCGUUACCAGGCCAUGUAACAAAUUUACUGAUUGAAAAUGACAGACGUGUUGAUAGGGAUCGCAUAAGGAUGAAAGACAAAAGUGAUCAUGCAACAGCUGAAAAUGUGUUAGAUUCCCGUAUUAAAAAGAAAUUGCAUAAGCUGUUUGAGAGAGGAAUAUUAGCAGAAAUAAAUGGUUGUAUCUCUACUGGAAAAGAAGCCAAUGUGUAUUAUGCAAAAUCCAAAAGAAAUGAUGAGAUCGCUAUCAAAAUAUAUAGAACUUCUAUUUUGCAGUUCAAAAAUCGAGAAAAGUAUAUCAAAGGGGAGUACCGUUUUGAACAUGUAUAUUCAUUGCGCAAUCCAAGAAAAAUGGUAAAAAUCUGGGCAGAAAAGGAAUUUUCAAAUUUAAAACGUUUGAAACAAGGUGGUAUCAGGGCACCGCAACCAAUUUUAUGUGGAGGACACCUAUUACUGAUGGAAUUUUUGGGUUCAAAUGGUUGGCCAGCACCUAAACUUAAAGAUGCAGUACUUACAGAUUCGAAAUCAAGAAUAUUAUAUAGGGAAUGUAUUGAAAUAAUGUGGAAAAUGUAUAAUAAAUGUAGACUUGUUCACGCUGAUUUGAGUGAAUAUAACAUGUUAUAUCACAAUGGGUCAAUUGUAGUCAUCGACGUUUCACAGGCUGUAGAUCGUGACCACUGUAAUGCGAUAGAAUUUCUCAGGAACGAUUGUAGUAAUAUUACGUCAUUUUUCAAAAAACACAAUGUAGAUGCUAUGUCACUUCAAGGACUAUUUAAUUUUAUAACGGAUCCUACUAUAAAUGAUAACAAUAUGGAUGAAUAUUUGGAUGUGUAUAUUCAAGGAACAAAUGUGGAAAAUAAUCUUCAGCAACAAGUGGAAGAGGCAGUUUUUAAGCACUCUUAUAUUCCUCAAAGAUUAACUCAAGUAAUUAAUGUGGAACGUGAUAUAAAUCUUGCAAAAUCUGGAAAAGAGGAUUUGAUUUACAAGACAUUAAUUGGCUUAAAAGCAGAUUUAUCUAAACCUGCAGAAACACCUGAGAUUCUUGCUAAUAAAUACAAAGCACAUAACAAAAAUAUAAAAGAACAAAGUGAUAUUUGUUGCUCUUCUGAAAGUAGCGAUAUUUCUAAUAGCGAAUAUGACAGUGAAAUAGAAAUCAUGGAUGACAUUAAAAGUAAAUUUAUAAAUUCAGCUAGGCCUCGAAAUGAAAGUCCUGAAAGCAAAAAAAUACGUAAAAAGACAGUCAAAAAACAGCAAGCUGAAAACCGGAAGACCAAAAUAAAAAAGCACAUAAAGAAACGCAAAGUAAAAACGUCGAAAGAGAAAAAAUAACAAUUUGCACAACUAAAUAUUAGUAAAGCAAAAAGGAAGAUGUAGGCCUUCUGGAGCCAGAACACUGGUGUCAAGUGUAUUGAAAAAAGUUUUUUUAUUGUUUAGUUAUCACAAACGUUUCGACCAAUGGAUGUGGUCUUUCUCAAUGUAAUAAAUAGAAAUCUACAAAACGUAAAUUACAAAUGUGACGGAAUUAUUCAUAAUGUAUAAAGAGUUAUAUGAACUUAAUAAUAAUUACAAGAUUCGAAAUCGCAGAUUUGAGAUAAAAACAGAUUCUUAGUCAAAGUCAAGUGACAUGUGCUGAAGUUACGGAAAGUUUUUUUUACAAAAGAUGUUAAAAAGUUUUUGAAUGAGUUAGUGAGAAUAAAAAAGUGUCGAAAUUAA
Messenger RNA from Pseudomyrmex gracilis, 2180 nucleotides. RefSeq names its product serine/threonine-protein kinase RIO1-like (gene RIOK1). Gene Ontology annotation, molecular function: ATP binding; protein serine/threonine kinase activity. The record is from RefSeq and is a predicted model, not a curated record. The transcript is spliced from 5 exons. Gene Ontology annotation, cellular component: preribosome, small subunit precursor; cytosol. The coding region runs from base 129 to 1796 and encodes 555 amino acids. NCBI's taxonomy places the organism in Eukaryota, Metazoa, Arthropoda, Insecta, Hymenoptera, Formicidae. Gene Ontology annotation, biological process: protein phosphorylation; maturation of SSU-rRNA.